AGCGGACCCGGAAGUUCCGGGUGGAGUUCCGGGUGCCAACGAGUCUUCUGACUGGAGAAAUGGCCACGCUCUGUCUCUUCGACAUGGAUGGGACCUUGACUGCCCCGCGGCAGAAAAUUACAAAAGAAAUGGAUGGCUUUCUUCAAAAAUUGAGGCAGAAGACCAAGAUUGGAGUGGUAGGUGGGUCAGAUUUUGAGAAGCUGCAAGAGCAACUGGGAAAUGAUGUGGUUGAGAAAUACGAUUAUGUGUUUCCAGAGAAUGGCUUGGUAGCGUACAAAGAUGGGAAGCUUUUGUGUAAACAGAAUAUUCAAGGUCAUCUGGGGGAGGCUGUGAUCCAAGACCUGAUCAACUACUGUCUGAGCUACAUUGCAAAAAUUAAACUCCCUAAGAAAAGGGGAACUUUCAUUGAAUUCCGAAAUGGCAUGUUGAAUGUGUCCCCCAUUGGAAGAAGCUGCAGCCAAGAAGAACGAAUUGAGUUCUAUGAGCUCGAUAAAAAAGAACAUAUACGGCAAAAGUUUGUAGCAGACCUCAGGAAGGAGUUUGCAGGGAAAGGCCUCACGUUCUCCAUAGGCGGCCAGAUCAGCUUUGAUGUGUUUCCUGAAGGAUGGGACAAGCGCUAUUGCCUGAGGCACCUGGAGGAAGCUGGCUAUAAGACCAUUUAUUUCUUUGGAGACAAGACUAUGCCAGGUGGCAAUGACCAUGAGAUCUUCACAGACCCCAGAACUGUGGGCUACACAGUGACAGCACCUGAAGACACACGCAGGAUCUGUGAGGAGCUCUUCCCUUAACCGCAGAGGAAUGCACUCCUGGUCAACAACACUGAAAGGGGCAUCGGAUGAUGAAAACAACAAGCCAUCCAGAAUCAUCCAUCUGGGAUAGGACUGAAGACUUCCAUGACAUGCUCCCACUCUGCAGUCUGGUGGAGGCUGGGGCAUGACCAAAGGGCUAAUGUCUAUUUUCAAGCCAGCUUCCCAUCUGUGAGCCGCAGACCCGUGUGAUCUGCCUGAAGUAGAUGGCCAAGUGACAGCUGAUCCCACGGUUUGCACCUCCACUGGCCUGGCCGUCUGUUUGCUACAUCUGAAAGCCAGACUGCUCUCCUGUCUCCAGCAGGAGGGGAAGACAAAGGACCCAACAAACAGAACCUCACUGUGGUCCUCUUUAACCCCCAAGCUGCCCAACCCAGGUAACAGACCCAGUUCCUGAGGCAUCAGAGGCAGCUUCGUGGUCACAGCAACAGGAGCUCCCAGUCUCCAGCCUCUUCUCAGAGUGUACAUGCCUCCCCCAGAACCUUAGGGACAGCCUUCCGUGAUCACUUCCCAGGCACAGCUUCCCAUGCCUGUAAACGGUUCUGCAGCCUGGCUCCUCGUCAUGAGCCUCCAACCACUGUGUGUUUCCAUUGCACUACCCUUGGCUGCCCACAUGGGCACCUGCUGCUGGCCCCUGCACCUCUGUCCAUCCCCUCAGGAGAGUGCCAGGACCUCAGCCUGUGGCAUCCUUGGGUUUUAUGGCAGUGCUGUGAAACACUACAGGGACUGUCCCUCUCUUCUCAGUCAGAUCUCUUUAACCCUCAGUGUCUAAUGGGUGUCUACCCAGGUUUGCAGAGAACUUGGGUUCUGAGGGCCUCUCCCGGCUCUGCUCUAGUGACGCUGGAGCCCCUAUCUGUCCUGGCUGUAGCAGUUCCCAGCCGGCCCAGAGACUGCGUGCUACCUGCAGGUCCGGUGCCUUCUGCCAUGUCAGGUGGACUCCAGGCCUUGCCAGUUCCUAUAGCGGCUAUCACAGAUCCCCUCCCCCACUGGCUUCAUUCAACUGUCCCACCUAAUAAAGGGCCUCUGCUAAGUCAUA
Messenger RNA from Rattus rattus (black rat), 1842 nucleotides. RefSeq names its product phosphomannomutase 2 (gene Pmm2). Gene Ontology annotation, molecular function: phosphomannomutase activity. Gene Ontology annotation, cellular component: cytosol. Bases 60 to 788 code for a protein of 242 amino acids. The record is from RefSeq and is a predicted model, not a curated record. NCBI's taxonomy places the organism in Eukaryota, Metazoa, Chordata, Mammalia, Rodentia, Muridae. Gene Ontology annotation, biological process: mannose metabolic process; GDP-mannose biosynthetic process; protein N-linked glycosylation. The transcript has 9 exons.